CACACCUGGACACACCUCCACACACCUGGACACUCCUCCACACACCUGGACACUUACACACCUGUACCUGUGGUGUGUCCUCCUGAGUGCUCACCUGUACCUGUACCUGUGGUGUGUCCUCCUGAGUGCUCACCUGUACCUGUACCUGUGGUGUGUCCUCCUGAGUGCUCACCUGUACCUGUACCUGUGGUAUGUCUCCUCAGGUGAUGUGGACCGGGCUCCCCUGUCAGAACUUCCACCUGCUGCUGUGCUGUGCCAUCCUGGACUCAGAGAAGCAGAAGAUCAUGGAGGAGAACUACGGCUUCAACGAGAUCCUCAAGCACAUUAACGAGCUCUCCAUGAAGCUGGACAUAGAAGAGAUCCUUCAGAAAGCCGAAGGCAUCGGUCUGCAGAUCAAGAGCUGCAAGGACCUCCCCGCCUCCAUCAGCUCCAUCCCUCCAGCCCACUCUCCAGAGACAGCAGCGCUCAGAACGGCUGCUCACCAGCCUUCAUAUCAUAAGCACUGCCUCCAGAAGAACAGGACUGUCUAUUCCACCACAGAAGAAGAAGAGCAGGACUGUCUAUACCACCACAGAAGAAGAAGAGCAGGACUGUCUAUACCACCACAGAGAAGAAGAAGAGCAGGACUGUCUAUAUACCACCACAGAAGAAGAAGAGCAGGACUGUCUAUAUACCACCACAGAAGAAGAAGAGCAGGACUGUCUAUACCACCACAGAAGAAGAAGAGCAGGACUGUCUAUACCACCACAGAAGAAGAAGAGCAGGACUGUCUAUACCACCACAGAAGAAGAAGAGCAGGAU
Notothenia coriiceps (black rockcod) is the source of this 801-nucleotide messenger RNA. RefSeq lists its product as uncharacterized. The annotation marks the transcript as partial. Lineage: Eukaryota; Metazoa; Chordata; Actinopteri; Perciformes; Nototheniidae. The transcript has 3 exons. The record is from RefSeq and is a predicted model, not a curated record.